UCGUCUCCCCAGUCUCGAACUGGACCAAAAUCCCCAAAUUUCGGACCUUUAGGGCUCCAGUGCAACCCGACGUUAGAGUUUUAUUCUCUUUCAAGAAUGAAGAAACCCUAGCUUUUGUGUUAGGACUGAGCUGGGGUUAAAUUCUCGAAGGGUUGCGGCUACAUGAGUGGAGAAGUUUGAAUUUUGUUGCUUUGAUUUGGGGAAAAAAUCCCCGGGGGUCUUCUGUGGGAGCUGCCCGAAGGUCGGUUAGGGGUUUCUGUGCUCAAUUCAGUAUGAUCGUUGAGAAAGAUUCGAUUUUGAUAGCGGGUUUGGCAUAAAGGCCACAUCUUGUUUCCUUAUUGGGAAUGGCAGAUGAAGGAAAUGAGAACGGCCUCAGAAGAAGAAUGGAUCUGAAUCUUUACUUGGGUCUUCCUCGUUCUCCUCGACCUCGAACUUCAGACCUCGGAUCCGAUCUUGCCCUUAGCUCUCUACCUUUAUCAACUUCAUCCACAUCCGAAGAAAGCCGAGCUCCUAUGGAGAUGGCCAAUUCUCAUGCUCCCUACUCCCCAUCUCAUGAACCUAGCAUUCCUCUCAUUGCUCAACACGAUGCAGAUGCUCCUGUUGAUGCCAAUUCCAAUCAAGAAUACAACCCGUAUUCCCCUUUUUAUGAACCACACUCUCCCAUCCCCACAAUGUUGCCUGAACCCGAAGAGCUUGAAGAGAAUGAAGAGCCGUUGGAAUCCUACAUUCCUUUAGACCUUGAAGAGGGGAAUGAUGACCCAUUAUCUGUAUACCCAUUGCGAACAAUGUCUCCACUUUUGAGACCAUAUGCUAACCCAUUUGUGCGUCGCGAUAUCCCGAUGUAUUCUCCUUCGAUGCCAUCUUAUGUUUCUAGGUCCCCGUCUUACUCUCCUCCUCCUGCAAUUGAUGGAGGCGACGAGUCUUCCUCAAGGCAUGAUAUUUUUGAGUCUCCUGAGUAUCGAUUGAGGAGAUUGCUUGAGUCAAGCCAGCGUCGGUUGAGGCUCAGAAGGUUCCGUUCUUCAGAAAGAUCCAAUCUUGGCCGUUCAUCUUCUCCUGUCACUGAACAGCAACCAGCUGCAGAAACUAAUGGGAAGCAUAAAGUGCCUGUGGAAGGUAUCGAAGCAGAGGGGUCGGAAGAUGAGAAGGAAGGAAAGAGCCAAUCCGCAGCAAAUUUUGAGUGUAAUGUAUGUUUCGAUAUGGCCCAAGAACCUGUUGUUACUUCAUGUGGCCAUUUAUUUUGCUGGCCAUGUUUGUAUCAGUGGCUGAAUGUUCAUAGCAUGCACAAAGAGUGUCCAGUGUGCAAAGGAGAGGUUAUUGAAACGAACAUCACACCUAUUUAUGGGAGGGGGAACUCAGAAGCUAGUGAUAGGAAAAAACUUGCAGAGAGCGAGGAAUUAAACAUAAAGAUUCCCCCGAGACCUCGUGGUAAUAGAUUUGAGAGUUUAAGACAGCAGUUCAGACCCAUUUCUCGAAGAUUUGGGGAAGGAAUCACAAACUCUUGGAGGCGACUUGUGAAUCAACAGAUGAGAAAUAGGCAUAGGUUUGAAGAGCCUAAUAUGCCUUCAAUGCUCAGCGGUGCUUCAAUGCUCAGCGGUGCACAUCAUGCAGUUCUGAAUAGUCUGAGAGCAAGAAGUUUGUUAAGAGAAGCAGAAACAAGUGCUGAAAUUAGGCGUGCAAUUGAAGAUAUCUCCUUGCCUGUCGAAGAUUCACCAAUCCCUCAAAGUAGUAGCUCACGCUCGUUAUUUCGUGAUGGUAGUGAUUUAAGUCCACUUCUUCAUAAUGCAAUUGAGUUUUGGCAUCGGAGUGGAGAGAGUACGACUACUCACCCUCGAAAUAGUGAUAUACAUUCAAUUUUUAGUGAUGGAAUUGGCCCGUCAGUUUGGAAUAGAUUCAAUGCAUAUAAUAGAUAUGGACCGUCAACAUCUUCGAUGAAUCCUUCCAGUCCUGAGCAGCUGAUACCUAGGGCUAAUUUAGCUUCGGCUUCUGCUGCUGAUCAAGUCUCUGGGUCAAGCACAACUGCAGUAAUACAGGGGGAUGUCAGUUUUCCAGAAGGUUCUAUGGAACCCAACAGUGCAGGAUCUUCAAGGUCAUCAUAUAGGAGAAGAGGAAGAAGCAAUGCUUCUGGUUCAUUGGAUUUGGAUGGAGUUCUUCAUGCACGUAAGCGAAGAAGGCUAAAUUGAACGUCUAUGAAUUUCCAUGCUCUUCUAAAUUAACUUAUUGUGUUCUAUUUCUUGUGGUGUAUUGUUAGUGUUGUUGGUUUAUUUCAAGUUGCUUUGCUGUUCUCUUUGUUUGCUUUACAUAUAAAAGUUAAGGAUGUAUUCUGGAAAAUGCUCAGUUUUGAAACAACAUUUAUUUAUAUGCAUCUGAAUGAAAAAAUUUCUUUUGAAACCUCUUGAGGUUUUCCAUUGA
Molecule: messenger RNA, 2409 nt
Organism: Asparagus officinalis (garden asparagus)
Lineage: Eukaryota; Viridiplantae; Streptophyta; Magnoliopsida; Asparagales; Asparagaceae
Exons: 2
Coding region: 345-2180 (611 amino acids)
Biological process (GO): ubiquitin-dependent protein catabolic process
Cellular component (GO): endoplasmic reticulum
Molecular function (GO): ubiquitin-like protein conjugating enzyme binding; ubiquitin protein ligase activity; metal ion binding
Source: RefSeq, a predicted model, not a curated record